Molecule: messenger RNA, 3457 nt
Organism: Equus quagga
Lineage: Eukaryota; Metazoa; Chordata; Mammalia; Perissodactyla; Equidae
Gene: SLC47A2
Product: solute carrier family 47 member 2
Exons: 17
Coding region: 38-1753 (571 amino acids)
Biological process (GO): xenobiotic detoxification by transmembrane export across the plasma membrane
Cellular component (GO): membrane
Molecular function (GO): antiporter activity; xenobiotic transmembrane transporter activity
Source: RefSeq, a predicted model, not a curated record
CUCAGGGGCACAGGGUGGCCAGUGGCCCAGGCUUGGAAUGGACAGCAUCCAGAACACAGAUCCCCCAGGCCGAGGGGACCGCUGCCCUACCCUCCGCAGGCUGGUUCCCAUUGGCUUUGGGGCCGAGGCAUGGACGCUCUUGGUCCUUUCUGGACCCCUGUUUCUGUUCCAGGUGCUGACUUUCAUGAUCUACAUUGUGAGCUCGGUGUUCUGCGGGCACCUAGGCAAGGUGGAGCUGGCGUCGGUGACCCUCUCAGUGGCCUUUAUCAAUGUCUGUGGAGUUUCCAUAGGAUCUGGCUUGUCCAUGGCAUGUGACACCUUAAUGUCCCAGAGCUUUGGUAGCCCCAACAAGAAGCACGUGGGGGUCAUCCUGCAGAGGGGCGUGCUGGUGCUCCUCCUCUGCUGCUUCCCCUGCUGGGCGCUCUUCCUCAACACCCAGCAGAUCCUGCUGCUCUUCAGGCAGGACCCGGAUGUGUCCAGGCUGACCCACGAGUAUGUGCUGAUUUUCGUCCCAGCACUGCCGGCGAGUUUUCUUUAUGGCCUGCUGGCAAAAUAUUUGCAAAAUCAGGGGAUCAUCUGGCCCCAAGUCCUCAGUGGUGUUGUGGGUAACUGCAUCAACUGCUUGGCCAACUACGUCCUGGUUUCCCUGUUGAGCCUGGGGGUAAGGGGCUCUGCUUACGCCAACACCAUCUCCCAGUUCGUGCAGACCAUCUUCCUCUUCCUCUACAUUGUGCAGAAGAAGCUGCACCUGGAGACGUGGGCAGGCUGGUCCAGCCGGUGCCUGCAGGACUGGGGCCCCUUCCUUUCUCUGGCUGUCCCCAGCAUGCUCAUGAUAUGCCUUGAGUGGUGGGCCUACGAGAUCGGGAGCUUCCUCAUGGGCCUGCUCAGUGUGCUGGACCUCUCUGCCCAGGCUGUCAUCUACGAGGUGGCCACCGUAAUCUACAUGAUUCCCAUGGGACUCAGCAUGGCAGUCUGUGUCCGCGUGGGGACGGCCCUGGGAGCUGCAGAUACUGUGCAAGCUAAGCGAUCGGCCAUCUCAGGUGUGCUCUGCACAGUUGGCGCCUGGCUGGUUGUGGGCAUCCUGUUGAGUGUUGUGAAAAAUAAACUGGGGCAUAUUUUUACCAAUGAUGAAGAAGUCAUUGACCUGGUGAACGAGGUCUUGCCGAUUUAUAUCGUCUUUCAUCUAUUUGAGGCCAUCUGUUGUGUCUAUGGCGGAAUCCUGAGAGGAAGCGGCAAGCAGGCCUUCGGAGCCGUCGUGAAUGCGAUCACGAAUUACAUCGUCGGCCUCCCGCUAGGCAUCGUUCUGACCUUUGUGGUCGGAAUGAGAAUCAUGGGCCUCUGGCUGGGCAUGCUGGCCUGUGUCCUCCUGGCAGCUGCUGCUUUCAUUGUCUACACUGCCCGCAUGAACUGGAAGCUGGCUGCGGAGGAGGCUCAGAAACACGCGGGGCUGCAGCAGCAGAGCGCUGAGAGCACGGUGGACACUGCACGCGUGGCCCCCUGCCCCGGGCCUGAGGACGCUGCGGUCUCUUCAGUGGCUAUGAGUGGCUCCCCUGGCGUUACUCUGACAACGUACUCAAGGCCUGGGUGCCAUUUAGACCUCUUCAGGACUCCAGAAGCAGCUCAUGCCCUUUCAGCUCCUGCCAGCAGACUGUCAGUGAAACAGUUGGCCCUUCGCCGUGGGGCUGCUCUGGGGGCAGCGUCAGCCACGCUGGCCGUGGGGCUCGUCAUCAGGGUCCUGGCCACCAGGCACUAGCAAAGCAGCUUGGAGACAGAAGGGAAGCCAGGAGUGGCUGUCCCACCACCCACACACGGGCCCACCCUACAAAAGCAGUGACGGGAUCCAGGGCAGGUGGGCGCCUUGGACCGCUCCUCGACACCUUCAGCCAGCACCUCAUGUGACAUGAGGGGUCUGAAUCGUGCAGACGGACAAUUCUGCCGUGGGCAAAUCCGCUCUCUCACCUGUGACCUGGACUGCUCCCCCGAGAAGACAUCCGCUGACUGAGUGAGAAUCCUGGAAUGGCUACUAUUAUUCAAUACUGUCAACAGCUUUACACUGGAGAUUUCCAACCAAAAUAAAACUGCAAAACCACUGUUACAUUAAAAAUUACAUACUUCCUAAGCAGAGUCUGCUGCCGAGGUCUGUUCACAAAGCCUCUGGGAAGUUCUGCAAAGGGGCCUGGCAGGCCCUGUCUGGGCAGUCCCGUUCGCUGCGACCCCCAUCUGCUCCCGGCCCCACGUGCCCCUGCAGAUACAGGUGCUGUGAAACCUGGACAAGGGAGUGGUAGCUGUCCACAGACCCUUCUUCACCUCCCCUCCCACCCAUCGGCAUUUCCACUUGACACAGACCUUGAGAAACACUUGUUCUUAAAGGAGUGAUAUGCUAUAAAGAAGGGCAGCAAAACCCAGAUCAGUUGGCCACACAGCCUCACAAAUUCGAUGCUGAUCCAAAUGUGAGCAUGCUUUGCUUUGAGGCCUGGGACUGGUGAGUGAGCAUUUUCAGGCUCCAUGCUGAAUCAGGCCACACACCACCAUCAAAAGUGGAGGGCGGGGACCGGCUCAGUAGUGUAGUGGUUAACUUUGCACGCUCUGCUUCGGUGGCCCGGGGUUCAUAGGUUCGGAUCCCGGGCGCAGACCUAGCACCACUCGUCAAGCCAUGCUGUGGCAGCGUCCCACAUGGAAAGUAGAGGAAGACUGGCACAGACGCUAGCUCAGGGCCAAUCCUCCUCACCAAAAAAAAAGUGGAGGGCAGUCUGCCUCCCAUUGCCACAGUCCUUUCAACACCAGUAGCUAUAAAUACAUUGACAGACAAAAUGGAUGUAUUGAUCAAGGCCAAUAGGAAAGAAUAAUGCACAGAAUGUAAACCUGUUUUGCAUGCUAUUGGAAUUCAGUUCCAUGCUGUUUUCAGCGUCCACAGUGACAUUCCAGGCUUCCCAUUUACAGGAAGGGAGAAGCCUAUAACCUGGUCUGUGACACAAAUACCUUAGUGAGCUUCUAGCACCCAAACAAAACUAGGUACAGAGCACAGAACAGUAACGUCACCAUUUCCGCAAGUGUGUCUAAGGUUAAGAGGUAUUGAGGAAAAAGGCUCCAUGGUAAGUGGCCUUGGGAAACACACUUGCUUCAAAGGUCCUCUAUGCCUUGGAUCCUUGAAUAUGCUGGUGUGCUUUACAAAUCCCUGGUAGACACGAUUGGUAGUGGGACCAAUUCUUGUGUAAAAUCUUCUUAGUGUUCUAUGAAUAUGCUUACAGAAACACCUGUUUUAGAUCAGCAAAUGGGGAUAGGAAGAUGUAGUUAGAAUAAACCUAUUUACCAGAUAGGUACUUAAAAAAAAACAAAAACCCACAAAAGACAGCAAAGUAAAGCUUGAAGAAAAUCUUCUUGGCUAACAAGUUUUUGCUUAACAAUGUACAGUCUGUGUGUGUUGUUUUGUUUUGAAGAUUCACACCUGAGCUCGUAU